This is a messenger RNA of Fraxinus pennsylvanica, 594 nucleotides long. NCBI's taxonomy places the organism in Eukaryota, Viridiplantae, Streptophyta, Magnoliopsida, Lamiales, Oleaceae. The record is from the annotation of a GenBank genome assembly.
AUGGUGAAUUCAAAGGCGUUUUAUACGGGGUGGGAGGAGGUGGUGUUAUCGAACGAGAAGGGGCGGCGGGAAGUGCACUAUUACCUUAAACGGAGCGGUGUCAGCGGGGCAGAUCUUGUCGUGGUCGGAAAGGAGAAGAACCUUAGGCACAUGUCUUAUUAUUACGAGAUUAAAGAUAACAAGUCCUUGCUUUCGACCUUGAAGUGCUCCUCUCUCUUGAAGCUACGCACUAGAAGAGAGGUCAUCAAUUGGCUAAAUACAAUCGUUCCAGAUGUACACCCACGACCUUCCUAUCAAUUUGACAGUUUAAUGCUAAGCAAAGAUAGUCACAAGUUGGAUACUGAUAUUAUCAAGGAUGUUCAAAUGUGGAAGCCGGGUCACAAGGCAGAGUUUUUGUGGUUAGGUUCGCCAUGGAGUUGCAGAAAAAGGCGCAGACACUAUGAGUCCUUUUGCCGCAAUGGUGUGAAAAUAUCUGUUCAUGAAUUUGUGUAUGUGUUGGCUGAAGAAGGUAAACGCCUUGUUGCUUACUUAGAUGAUAUGUAUGAGGACUCCCGAGGCAACAAGAUGGUUGUGAUAUUAGCAUCGAAUGCAUAG